Molecule: messenger RNA, 516 nt
Organism: Neofelis nebulosa (Clouded leopard)
Lineage: Eukaryota; Metazoa; Chordata; Mammalia; Carnivora; Felidae
Product: integrator complex subunit 6-like
Exons: 4
Coding region: 1-516 (171 amino acids)
Biological process (GO): snRNA 3'-end processing
Cellular component (GO): integrator complex
Source: RefSeq, a predicted model, not a curated record
AUGUAUCUUGCUACUUGUCAGGAAAUGAUGACCGAUAAAGCCGAGGAGUCUGCUUUCGGACCCGAGAACCAAAUGAAACGUCACGGAGAACCCAUGACUCUUGCUCCAUCUAAGAGAAGGCCGACCAUGGCGCUGCUGUCACUGAAACCGGAAGAAGAGGGAGCAUCCCAGGCCGGGGGCUCAGCCGUGUUCUUGGAAGAAGAUGACCCCAAGGUCACAGCAAUAUCUGUGCUGGGAGAAGUGCCAGAUAAAAUACCAAUACCAAUGGAAAUCAAUAUAGAAAUAAGAGAUCAGUUGAAGAGGGAGAUUCGACAGUUUGGACGAAAAUAUGGUAGAAUCUUCAAAUUGCUUCAAGAGGUGCAAGGGCCUCCAAAAGUGCAGAAAAAGUUUGUCUUAUAUGCCAUGAAGGAAGCAGCGAGCUACAAAAAACAAGACUUAAUAAGCCACCUUAAGAACAUACUGGAAAAACUAGAAUCUGACCACCUCAACGAAGACAAUCCCAAGCCAAAUUUGUAA